Messenger RNA from Copidosoma floridanum, 3826 nucleotides. RefSeq lists its product as uncharacterized. Gene Ontology annotation, biological process: regulation of transcription by RNA polymerase II. Gene Ontology annotation, cellular component: nucleus. The record is from RefSeq and is a predicted model, not a curated record. NCBI's taxonomy places the organism in Eukaryota, Metazoa, Arthropoda, Insecta, Hymenoptera, Encyrtidae.
CCAAAAUAGGACAACAUUGUUGAAAGAAAAUCUGUGAUAAUUAUGUAUUACCGCAACUGUGUAAUCAAUCGGACGCAAUUUCCCUAAAAUUUUGCAAGUAUUCUGAUCUCGAGGAACACCAACACCCCAUCAUCAGUACAUGGCAUUGAUGGUAUACUUAUAUAUAUUAUAUGCUCUCAGCGCAAAACAUGGUGUGUGAACGAGACAGAUAAAAUAUAUAAGCAAAAGAGAUAAAAAGAAGAAGACAGAAGCCAUCUCCGGAGGAAGAAGAAAUAAGUAAGUAUAACAGCAGCAGCCAAGAAAGAUCAAGAGACACCAGCGAGAGAUAUAUAAUAUGUAUAUAUAUGUAUAUAUUAAGUAUUGUGCGGGUGUGUGUCGUUAUAGUGGGACCAAGUAGCCAUAAGUACUAAGUAGAUUAGUGGACGUGUGUUUUCAUGCAGUGUGCGUGAUACUCUUCUGGCUUCUGGCGGCUGCUGCGGGCCAGCAGCUAAUAGCCCAGCAGAGGUAAUAGAAGAGUAUAUGAUGGCGACGUGGGGAAACGAAAAAUUCGAGGAGGUACACGGCUCCAAGGAAGCUGCAGGGGAGGAGCUAGCCCUGGGCCAGCCACAACACGACCUCCAGGACUGCUUUGACGACAGUCUCGACCUGCCGAGCUUUGUACGCGUCCUCGGCCACGAGCAGCAUGAGUUUCUUCUGCAGCAGCACUCUGACUCCGUCAACGAUUCCGCUGGUGGAGCGCCAGAAUUUGAGGACUACGAGCUACUCCACGAUGAAAACACUGGGUACAUUCAUCAUACUGUCAGUUCAAAUGAAAUUUAUAUGCGAAUACAUCCUGGCAACCAUGAUUCAAUGCCUGAAGAUCCUUCUCAUGCCGUCAUAACAAUUGAAAGCACAGAUCCAGACACUAAUCAGAAGCAAAUCAGUAGAUACACUUGUGAAUAUGAUGGUUGUUCCCGAACCUAUAGCACAGUUGGAAAUUUAAGAACGCAUAUGAAGACGCAUAAAGGCGAAUAUCGGUUUAAAUGCUCAGAACCCAGCUGUGGCAAAGCCUUUUUAACAUCAUAUAGUUUAAAAAUCCACAUUAGAGUACACACGAAAGUUAAACCAUUCGAGUGCAAUCACAAUGGAUGCGAGAAGGCAUUUAACACCCUUUACAGACUAAGAGCCCAUCAAAGACUACACAGCGGCAACACAUUCAACUGUGAAGAGACAGGAUGCGUCAAAUUCUUCACAACACUUAGCGAUCUCAAGAAACAUGUUCGUACUCAUACUCAAGAACGUCCAUACAAGUGUCGUGAAAAAGGCUGCGAGAAAGCCUUUACUGCUUCUCAUCACUUAAAAACGCACAGGCGCACACACACCGGUGAACGUCCGUAUAUUUGCACUGAACACGAUUGCCAGAGAUCUUUUACCACCCCGCACAGCUUAAAAAGUCAUCUUAAGACUCACAAAAAGCUCUCAUCCUCCGAUGAAUUAAACAAUAAUGAUGAUUUAGAGAUCGCCGGUUUCAUCGAAGACAUGCAACAUAUCGAAAAUACUGAAAUCACUUCUCAAGUCGAUAUCGACAAUCAAGAACAAUCAUACAGCAAAGUUCCUAUUGUAGUACUUUAUUCCUCGAUCGAAACUUACGAUCAGACAGCAAAUAUUCAGACAAUUGAAAAUUUGACUGACACCCAAUCACAAAACAUCGGUAACAAUAAUAGUGACGAUACAAUUAUUAAUAUUUUGCAACAACAGGAAGUACGAGACAGUCCUAACUUGUAUGACGAUUCCAAUAAAAAAUUGGAUGUGAACGACAACGAUAAUUCAAUAACUAGUUUCAAUAGUACCGGCGACUUUGAUCACUUAAAAUUGUUUGACGAAAUACAAAGUCAGGGCAUCGAAUCAAGUGUGGUGCACGGAAGUACCAACAGCAACAACACAAUUUUGCAAACGUCGGAUAUCGUUUUAGAUAACCACUUAAGCCAAGAUACUUCAAAACUACCUCAGGUGCAUAUUGGAGAUAAUACAGUUGUUGAUCAGUCACUAGAAAUGAUCAAAGUCGACAGUUACUUAGAUAAGCCAAUGAUGGAUUUAAUGAAUAGCACUUUGGGAAACUGCGACAACAGCAAUGCUCUGUUUGAUUCUCUAUCUAGUCCGAUGCUAAGUGCCUUAAAUAUGCCAGACAACAGCCACAUAAUGACCAGGGAACUUGAUCAAUUAACGUUUGAAAGUAACAAUCCGACUUUUGAAAAUCAAGCGGCCAUGCAGAGCAUUUCGAGUUCAAUAACACCGAUGGCGGUCAACGACGUUAGUAGCAACGAGUCAAGAGCCCUCGAGCUCGCCUUAGCAUCUGAAGAAGAAAGACAGUCGCCGUGGAUUGACAUAAAUUCGCUAACGAGUGAGCUUUCGGAUAAGAUAAUCGCCUCCACGGCGAUACCGACGGUACGGACAGAGACGACGUGGUCGACGGGAUCCGUCGCACUUCCCACGGCUGUACAAUCUCUAGUAAAUCUCCUGGGUCCCGAGCCCUAUCCCCUCGAAAUUGAAACACAGCUGGAAAAAGCUCCGGUACUUGAGACGGUAAGUCUUGUGGAUCCGAAAAAUUUGACCAAUGGGAGUGCUGGGAUCGUUAUGAACUACUCCGAGUAUCAGAGCAACAAUGACUGCGUCAAAGUAGACGCUACCAAUAAAGCUGAUAUGUCGAGAAACGUCCUGCGAGAGAUCACGGCCAAUGCCGGCAUAUGCAAGUGCUCUGUUUGUGAAUGUAAAAGCGAAAGUGACAACUGUACGAAUUGCUCGCAAGCGAGUCAAGAAAUUGCAACUAAAAAGCAACAACCGCAAAUACAAGAGCAACAGCGGCAGUUUGGUAAUAUUGAAGACAAGCAGAUAAAUAUAUCGGAUAUUAUAUCUUCUUUGAAGAACAAAUGCUGCUGUAAUAAUCAAAACAGUUGUGGCACUUGCUGCGUCGUCAUUUGUAUAAAAUCACUGCAAGAGUUGCAAGAAGUAUUUAAUAAUUGUUGUAAAAGUUCGAGCAGCACUGGUUGUUGUAAAAGCGAUUCUAUGAACAAUCAUCAAGGAAUAACUGUACCUGUAUCUUUGUUAAAAAGUCAGUUGGCGGGUAACCAAUGAAGAACUAGUCCAAAGAAAAUCAAGAUGUUAAUGUUAUUUAGAUACAUAUGUAUGUACGAAGAAAAGAAAUAUUAGUGAGAAAUAGAAGGCUACUUUUUUUGUUACGCAACUUACAGUCUUUUAAGUAUUUUUUUUUUCUUUUUUGCAUAAAACAUUUGCCUUUACUUACUAAGCUGCAGGCAUGAAAUUGUUCAUAGUAUUUGAAAUAAAUUUUUAUACAGCAUCGAAACCGUAUACAUAUAUGCAAGGCUAAAUACGUUAACUAGAUACUUAUAAUUAUUUUUCAUGUAUUUGUUUCAAAUGAAAAAAUAUUGUUUUGUUAUUAAUAGUAGUACAUACAACAUAAAUGUACAAAUCAUUUGCCAAAUAUGUUCAAUUGAAAAAAUAUUGACUGCAAAAGCUAUUGCUACAUUUUAUAACUGGUGAUGACGUGCCAAAGGUUUAUUAAAGAAUUUACUUCUCAUACACAAGAUGCGCACGAUAUUUGUUAUAAUUAUGUGCAUCACCAUGCCUUAUAUACAUUUUUUUGUAAUUUAAUAAGUUUAUAAUAUUUGUACAGAAGUCUAAUAGAUACUUAUGUGAUUAAAUAAUGAAAAUAACAAUACUUUUUGCCAACGACUUUAACAAUCAGAGUGAUUUUAAUGGCUGUUUUAAAUAAAAUAUAAAAAAACCUUAAAAAAAAAUUUCGCAUUUGAAAAAAAGCGUUUGAAAGAGU